Messenger RNA from Cercospora beticola, 1207 nucleotides. Its product is annotated as MBL fold metallo-hydrolase. The record is from RefSeq and is a predicted model, not a curated record. Lineage: Eukaryota; Fungi; Ascomycota; Dothideomycetes; Mycosphaerellales; Mycosphaerellaceae.
GUAAUACUCUUGCAAUCGAAGACUGCCGACCGGCGCAACACGGCGGAACAUGGCAACAUCAUCAUUCUCCACCAUCAAGCUCAAUAGCACGACGUUCCUUAUCCAAGAGCACGACGCCUACGGCGAGCGACCAUUCAUCUAUGUCAAACUUCCACCAACCGCUCCUGUACUCAUCCUCACAGAUACGGGCUGCGAUGAGCCCGAUGCUCGACACAAGAAUAGCCAAUUCAUCCACCUGCGCGACUACCUCGAGAACUUUCCCAUCGCCUCCAACGACAACAAGCCACUGAAUCCGAAUGCCAGCCUCCACUACAUCAUAAUCUUCACACAUUGCCAUUACGACCACAUCGGCGGCGUCACACAAUUCCUUCCACCUGCUGGGCCACCGGACAACCAGAGACCGCCUCAGAUCAUUGCCUCAUCAUGGGGGAGAGACUUCAUCGAAUCCGAAGAUUUCGACGCUCACUCACUAUUCAAAUUCAUCAACAAGCCUGUCCCAUUCUACUACGUCACCAAAUGGGCUCAAGCAUUCGAUCAGCUAUACAUCGAAAUCAACAAUCCAAAGCGAAACUUGUUCGUGAAACUGGAUUUGAAGGUGACAUUCAUUUUGAUACCUGGUCAUACCCCAGACUCGCUGGCAUGGUACGACCGAGAGGAGAUGUGGUUAUAUGUGGGCGAUAUGAUGUACGAGGAGAGAAGUUCAAAUGGGGCAGCUGAAGAGGACAGAGUUGUUGAAGGUACCUCAAGCGGAGGAGCGAGUAUUGUUUUCCCAUCCAGUGGAAAUCUCAUCGAAUGGGUGGCGAGCCUACGGAAAUUGUUGGUAUUGGCAAGAGCUGAAAACGCAAAGGCUGAGAGAAGGGCAAAAGCAGAGGCUACGAGCCUUGGAGACGAAGGUUGGCAGAUUGUGCCGAGAAGAGUCAAACUCGCUGCAGGACAUGUGACCUCAGGAGCCGAUGCGGAAGAGUUCUUGAAGAAGGUGGACCAGUAUUUCUACCAAAUCUUGCAGAAAAAGAUCCCGGUCAUCAAGAAGGAGUAUCAUUGGGACGAUUUGUUCUUCACUUGGAGGGCAGAAGAGUGGAAUCUAUCUUUCAAAGCUCCACCGAGACUGGUCGACCAGGCGAGAGACUUCUUCGACUUCCAUGGCUCGGAUUUUCACGAUGGAUCAGAGAUGGAGCUGGCGUCGAGCGAUUACUUUCUGCACGCAUAA